Molecule: messenger RNA, 881 nt
Organism: Ictalurus furcatus (blue catfish)
Lineage: Eukaryota; Metazoa; Chordata; Actinopteri; Siluriformes; Ictaluridae
Exons: 2
Coding region: 266-736 (156 amino acids)
Source: RefSeq, a predicted model, not a curated record
GGCCAGUCUUCGUCUCUGGAACGGCAGGAUUCCCACAGUUGGGGAAGGGUGCCUCCUGAGGAAGCUUGAAAUCCUUCCGUGCAAGAGGAAUGAGCGCAAUAUAGAGGCAACGGUGACACAUAAGGGGUGGAAAUUCGCCGACAACUGUCGUCACCUCAUCCUUUGUGUGUGUGCGUGUGUGUGUGUGUUUUUGUUUCUUUCUUUGUUUGUUUGUUUUUUGUUUGUUUGUUUUUUUUGGAGGGAAUACGCUUUUUAAAAGGACUAAAUGAGCGCCGGGUCUUCCGAAAGCCUGGCGCUUUCGAUCCCACCGUGCACAUCGAAUGGCACUGUGCGCGCCAAUGGCACGUGCGCCGACCCCACCGAUCCGCUCUUCCGGUCGUUUUCGUCCACGAUGGUGCUCUUAGUGCUUGUGGCGAUGAUCGCCGGUACUAUCCUGGUCUCCGUCGUCACCUUUCAGCUGCACAAGAGCAAGAUGAGGAAGCGCAAAAUGCAGAAAGCGCAGGAGGAGUACGAACGCGACAGCGGCCGCCCCAAAGCCGCGCGAGGGAAGCCGGCGAUCAGGCACUGUGUAAUGGAGAGACCUACGGCGGUGCAGAAAAGCGACCUGAAAGCGAAAAGAUCGGAUAAAGAAGCCACCGACAGUGCAGGCAUCCCCGAGAAAGAGUGCACGGAUAAUACGAGACAUACGAGCCAGACGCGCGGUGAUCACCUGUUGGAAUCCGUCGCGGUGUCUUGAUUAACGCGGUGCCAUCCCGAUGAUCUGACACUGUAAAUACAUCCCGUGUUUUUCGUAUAAUUAUAUUACACGGGAGGGAUUCAGAAUCGCCUCUAUACGCAUGAACAGUGCUAAGUCUUCUUCAGCUUCAGGAGGGAGGAGCCCU